Molecule: messenger RNA, 952 nt
Organism: Quercus robur (English oak)
Lineage: Eukaryota; Viridiplantae; Streptophyta; Magnoliopsida; Fagales; Fagaceae
Exons: 2
Coding region: 263-910 (215 amino acids)
Source: RefSeq, a predicted model, not a curated record
AAUGAAGGAAAACAAGGGUAAAGAAGUUGUGAACGAGGCUGCUGUUGCUGGGUAGGACGCACCACCUCAGUCUCACCCGUCCGUAGGUGAGAAAAGAAAAAACUUAUCACUGGGGGUUGACCUGGGGAAUCUUCCCAGCAGGCGCAGGGAGAAAAAGGUCAAGCAUAAGUCGUCCAAGCCUAAGGACGUUCAACCUACGCCUAUUCCUGUUCAUGAGCCUGAAGACGUCCAGAUCCUUGAUUCUGAGCCCAAAGAUUCACCCAUGCAAGUCCCGUCCACAGUCAAGGCGCCGUCCACCUCUCAGUCUUCUCCCCAAGCACCUCAAUACCUCAUUGGGAACGAGGAUCUGGCUUGGGAAAGAUUUAGGAUGGCUGUGACUGAUGCGGACGUGUCUGCCUGUUAUAACAUGUCUUUGAAGGACUUCGAGCAUUCUGGGGUUCAUGAUCUUUUCAAGGCCAUGUCCAAGUUCAUUGCUGCGUCCAGGCAAGCAACUGAUCUGGACAAGACGAGGGUCUUGUUAGAGAAGAGAAUCAAGGAAGUGAAGGACGAGAGCAAACGAUGGGCUGAGGCAGCUGCUAAAGCCAAUGAAGGGGCAAAGGAGCUGCAAAAUCAGAUUGAAGAGCUGAAGACUGAUGUUGUGGAGAAGGAAACUCGUCUUGAUCACUUGCAAAAGAAGAAUGACGAGCUGAAUGAUCUUCUCAAGAAGGCCAAGGAAGACGCGGUUGUAGAGUUUAAGGCGUCCAAACAGUUUACAGAUCUCUGGAUACCAACUAUGCAGCUGGGUUUGAGGACUUCAGGAUGGACGCCGUGGAGAACUUCCCCAACAUUGAUUUCAGUUCCAUCAAGCUCAAUCUUAGUGGUGCUCCUACCAGUUCCCUCAUCCAGACAAGCUCAGAAGAUGUUAAUAUAGAGGACGAUGCUACAACCCAGCCACUCCAGGAAGAGCAGAACA